This is a messenger RNA of Zalophus californianus (California sea lion), 5360 nucleotides long. It is a transcript of the gene SNTB1, whose product is annotated as syntrophin beta 1. The record is from RefSeq and is a predicted model, not a curated record. Gene Ontology annotation, molecular function: structural molecule activity; protein binding. Gene Ontology annotation, cellular component: synapse; dystrophin-associated glycoprotein complex; intracellular anatomical structure. The transcript has 9 exons. Bases 426 to 2153 code for a protein of 575 amino acids. Lineage: Eukaryota; Metazoa; Chordata; Mammalia; Carnivora; Otariidae.
GCAGGACGAGCGGUCCCAGCAAAGGAGCGGUGAGGGCACCCGCGGGGAGGGGAGGGUCGAAAGGAGAGGGCCGGGCUGGGAGGAGAGCUGGCGCGAGGAAGCUGGCCCUGCGGCGCCGUAGGCUCCCGGCAGCGAGGCGGCGGGGGGCUGAGCCGGCGCGCGGCCGGAGAGCGAGAGCGCCGGGGCUGCGGCGGCUGGAACAGGUCGCUCCACCCCGCCCAGGAUCAGGCGAGGGGGAACGGGCUGGGCUGCGGCUGCCAACUCGCGCCGAGCGCGUGUGCGAACUCCCCGAGCGGCGUCCGGCGCCCGGCCUCCUCCCUGCGGGGCGCGCGCUCCUCGCUCCCCCGGCCCGCGGCCUCCCCCGCAGCCCUUCCCCACUUUUCCCCCCUUUGGCAAUCACAUGGCAUUUUAAGAAUGCCGGAAAGAUGGCGGUAGCGGCGGCGGCGGCGGCGGCGGCAGGGCCGAGCGGCGGGGGAGGCGGCCGGGCGCCGCGGAGCGGGCUGCUGGAAGUUUUGGUGCGGGAUCGCUGGCACAAAGUUCUGGUGAACUUGAGCGAGGACGCCCUGGUUCUGAGCUGCGAAGAGGGCGCCGCGGCGUACAACGGCAUCGGGACCGCCACCAAUGGCUCGUUCUGCAGGGGCGCCGGCGGCGCGCAGCCCCCGGACUCGCCCGCCGGGGUCCGCACCGCCUUCACCGACCUGCCGGAGCAGGUGCCCGAGUCCAUCUCCAACCAGAAGCGCGGCGUGAAGGUGCUGAAGCAGGAGCUGGGCGGGCUGGGCAUCAGCAUCAAGGGGGGCAAGGAGAACAAGAUGCCCAUCCUCAUCAGCAAGAUCUUCAAGGGGCUGGCGGCGGAUCAGACCCAAGCCCUGUACGUGGGCGACGCCAUCCUGUCUGUGAACGGGGCCGACCUGCGGGACGCCACCCACGACGAGGCGGUGCAGGCGCUGAAGCGCGCCGGCAAGGAGGUGCUGCUGGAAGUGAAGUACAUGCGAGAAGCCACACCCUAUGUGAAGAAAGGCUCCCCAGUAUCAGAGAUUGGCUGGGAAACACCUCCGCCAGAAUCCCCUCGGUUAGGGGCCGGGUCCUCAGAUGCCUUGUCAUCACAGCCGUGCUCCUUCCACAGAGAUCGGAAGAACAUCCCCCUCAAGAUGUGCUAUGUCACCCGGAGUCUGGCCUCUGCUGACCCUGAGAACAGGUUGCCCAGCUGUCCCGCAUUGACCUGCAGAGCCCAAGCAGAGAGGAUGGCUUCCAGCCACAGGAAAUCCACAUCCAGCCUGCAGAAGCAUUUCAGUCAGCAUCCAACCAGGAAAACAGACUACUCUAGGCAGCUUGAAAUCCACUCUCCAGAUGCUAAGCACACAGUGAUCCUAAGGAGCAAGGAUUCAGCCACUGCCCAGGCCUGGUUCAGUGCCAUCCAUUCCAAUGUUAGUGACCUGCUGACCCAAGUGAUUGCUGAGGUCAGAGAGCAGCUGGGGAAAACAGGCAUUGCUGGGAGCCGAGAGAUCAGGCAUCUUGGCUGGCUUGCAGAUAAGGUGCCCGGGGAGAGCGAGAAGCAGUGGAAGCCGGCACUGGUCGUACUGACUGAGAAGGACCUUUUAAUCUAUGACAGCAUGCCGCGGAGGAAGGAAGCCUGGUUCAGCCCAGUUCACACGUACCCUCUUCUUGCCACCAGGCUGGUCCAUUCAGGUCCAGGCAAAGGAUCGCCCAAGGCUGGUGUGGAUCUGUCCUUCGCGACACGAACAGGCACCAGGCAGGGGAUUGAAACACACCUGUUCAGGGCCGAGACCAGCAGGGACCUCUCCCACUGGACGAGGAGCAUCGUGCAGGGCUGCCACAACUCGGCGGAACUGGUCACCGAAGUCACUACCGCUUGCACCUACAAAAACCAGGAGUGCCGCCUGACCAUACAUUAUGAGAAUGGAUUUUCUAUUACCACUGAACCACAGGAGGGUGCCUUUCCCAAGACAAUCAUACAGUCUCCCUAUGAAAAGCUGAAAAUGUCCUCAGAUGAUGGAAUCAGGAUGCUGUACUUAGAUUUUGGAGGCAAAGAUGGAGAGAUUCAACUAGACCUUCAUUCCUGCCCCAAGCCGAUUGUUUUCAUCAUUCACUCCUUCCUGUCCGCGAAGAUCACAAGACUGGGCUUGGUGGCCUGAACAGAGCAGAGGGGUGACUUGCCUUAGAGAAAAGGAGGGCUGGUGACAUCAGACACUAUGAGCGGCACACCAUUUGUGGCAUGCCACGGUCAGCUUUGGAUCCCCAAGUCCUCUCACCUGCCCGACUUCUCUGUCAGCUUCACUGAUGACAAGGGGGGCCCCCAAGAAAACACCAUGAGAAAUAUCAGAAAGAAAGCGGGCUUUUUAGAACAGUAGAAGGGUAAAGAGGUGAGGGCAAAUGGAAAUAAAUACACACAGCCUAGCUUUGAAAUAAUGACAAGCAGGGACAUCACGAACAUGAGAACAGCACGCGCAGAUCUUAAUCAUACCAGUUUCUAGGCAACUGGUUCACCCAGGUAAGCAAGAACUGAAUAGUUGAGGAAUGGACAUUUUCACCUCUCUCGCCCCCAGUAACAAUGAUCCCUUGUCUUAUUGUGAUUUAUUGCCUACUUCUAAUUGAGUUGACUUCUGCUGGUAAGAAAAGAGAAAGUGCUUCAAAUGGAAACCCACCUUUUAUUUUAAGUAUGAAGCAGCUGUAAUUCUCUUCUUAAUGAAUUAUCUUUCAAUGAUGUAGAGUGAUCCUGAAGUAUUCUCAUUAGCAUAUGCUGAGCAGGAAUUAAAUAAAGCAUCAGAUACUGAUCUGAGCUGGAAGCUGGUGGAAUCUGAGCCAAAGUAGACUGUUUAUAUUGCAAAGCUUCACGGUGCAGAAGAGUAGUGUGCUUGAAAGACGAUUAAUCUGGGGACUGCACUCACACCAAGGUGUGCUAUCUUAGAGCCAAGACUGAUAGCUUUACUUAUAGAAAGCAAAUUAUGGAUAUUUUUUUAAAAAGAUUGUCAUUUGAGAUGUAUAUGUAACAUAUAUAUCUCAUAUAUAUAACAUAUAUAUAAACAACUUACAUGUGGUUAACUAAUUAUCCCCAAUCCGUGGUUUUCAGUGGAAGUACUGAGCAAUUUAUUGACCCUUGUUUCUGCCUGUGCUUGUAUGCAUGCAUUUUCAAACCAGUCCUAGAGCAGCCUCAUAUAAUUCUGACAGUAUCCACAGCUCUUAGGCAUUCCAGGGAAAUAAUACAACGACCUGAUUAUUUUUCUACAAGAAUAUUUUUAGACAACAUAGAGCGUAUUACUGAUUUAAUGCUUUUAUUUUUACCUUUCAAUACAAAUUCACCAAAAAGACACCUAUAUUAUUUGAUUUUGGAGUCACCUUCCUGGAACCUUAAAAAUUAGUUCUAGAGUUUACGUAAGCAUUUGUAACCCUUCUUUACCCUGUAGUUUACAUAAACAAAUGCUCUGGAUUUGAUGUGUGUUUUUUUUUCAGAAUUGUCCUUCAGCAAAUACCUAUGCAAAGAGCUUUUAAAAGUGAAACUGUUUUAAAGGGAUGUAAUUUUGCCCACUGAGACACAUAUGUUUAUUGAGUUACAAAGCAGCGUCCAAAGUAUGUAUCAUGUAACACUAGUUCCAAAGGGCAUUGACUGAGGGGUGUUUUGGGGGGGGCGGUGAGAAUGAGGUUUGAUGAUCAAAAAUGUGUUAAAUAUGGAGGUAGGAAACAGAUUUCAUGAUCGUGGGCCUCCUCAAAGACUUUAGUGUAAACAUUGUGAUUCUUCAAGGGGGUAUCCCAUGUACUUACAGAGCACCUUUCUGACAGAGCAUUUUAUGAAGCAAAUGUUUUAAAAAAACAAAAACGGGUGCCUGGCUGGCUCGGUCGGUAGAGCAUGCGACUCUCGAUCUCAGGAGUCUCGAGUUCAAGCCCCAUGUUGGGUGUAGAGAUUACUUUAAAAUAAAAUAAAAAAUAAAGUAAUAAAAUUAAGUAAAUUAAAUAAAAUUAAAUAAAAGCCACCCGUUUGCUGGUAGAUGAGGUGAGCCUUAACACUUUGGGAAAACACAGCUUUAGGUCACUGAUUUUGUUUUUGGUUUUUUUUUUUUUUGGUUUCCCAUUUUAAAAUGCUGAAGAGUGAAAUUCCACCCUGAAUAUUAUAGGAAAGCUUUGAUGCAUUUAUAAAUUAUACUGCACUCUUUCAUUACAUAUUUUCGAAGUCACUGGAAUGUUGUUAUAUAAGAGAAUUAUGCAUUGUAAAUAACAUUAAAAUACAUAUAAUAAUGCCAAUAGUUCAGUUCAACAAUAUGUAAUUUAAGGUGCUCAGUACUACAUGAAGUAUGAGUUAAUUACUUAUAAUUAAAUUGCAAAGAUCCUAUUCUAUAUUUAUAGAAAAAUUAAAGUGAUAAUUACAAGUAUUUCUUCAUCACUUACGUUUUAGACUGAUUAAUAAAUGGGUGGGGUCAACAAAUUACUUUCUCUGCAUUUAUAAAAACUUAAUUUAAAUAUUUAUAUUUUAGAAAAAAUACAUUUGAAUAAAUUAAUGCAUUUUCUGAAUUAAAAUGUAUUAGCAAGAAGUAGACAAUUUUACUAAGAGAUUUGUGUAUAUGAAUCCUUGUUUUUUCCUUCAAAGUUAAGUGUAUCAUAUCAGAGUGGCUAUGAUGAAUCAAUUUCAAAUACUCAUUUUUCCUUGUUCUGAAUUGAGGAAAUUACAUAAUAAUUUUACACUGUAGAUUUUAAUCUUGUCUUCAUAUGUGUUAUGAAUGUUGUGAAUGACACACAGACGUCUGGAUCAUGCCUGGGUACAGUGAAUCAAUGGAUUCAUUUUGGGGAAUUUGUUUUUGUCCAGUCUGCUCUGUGCUUAAUCCGUUUCUUAUUUGAAUCAAUGAAUUAUUAAAUUCACGUUUGUCCCUUUAAGGCCAAAUCAAUACAAAUGGCUGAUGUUUCAUCUGUACUUAGUGGGAAGCCACCCAUUUGCUGGUAGAUGAGGUGAGCCUUAAGCAUCCAGGGAUUUAAAGAAGGCCAAUAGGAAUACAGUUAGCAAUCUCUUUUCUGACUUGAACUAAGUAGAAAAACCAUCAACCUCUUAAAAACACCCAGGUAGAGGCAUUUAAUUAAUUUUUUCGAUUGAUGUAAUUAAAAUGCUGAAAAAUGCAUUCGCCUGAAAUUAACGAGCAGAGCCUUUCUUUUACAAAUAUUAGGUAUUCCAUCUUGAGGGGAUUGGAGUGGACUGGGGUGAGGGAGUAAUAUUUGAAUGUACGUUUAGUUAAAAAAAUGUGCCUAUGUUUAUAGCACCAUGGAUAUCAUGUAAAAUUUAUAUAUGAAUUAAAUAAAUAUUCACCUCUGAAUAUGGUGGACUGCCUGGUGGUUUCAUGACAGCCACAGAGGGAGUGUGA